Molecule: messenger RNA, 970 nt
Organism: Dermatophagoides farinae (American house dust mite)
Lineage: Eukaryota; Metazoa; Arthropoda; Arachnida; Sarcoptiformes; Pyroglyphidae
Source: RefSeq, a predicted model, not a curated record
CAGCUCUAAUUGCUUGUGAUUGUAUUGGAAUCAUUUCGCAUGAAACACGUACUCAUUUCAAUAAUGACUCUACGUUUAUCUAAUAUUAUGACCAUUUUGGUCAUCAUUUCUAUUGUUCAUUCAAUGAUUAUCAUCAGUUCAUCAGCAUCAAUCAUUUCGUACAAACGACGGGUCCGAAUGACCAAUCAACCAGCAACACCGUUAGCUGAAUCAAUUAAAAAUGUAUUGGAACGAUCGGAAAAAAUGUUGACCGAUUCAUCAUGUAAUGGUGGUCAUCAUGCUGAAACGGCACCCGAAAGUGAAAAUAAUAAACAAACAUUCUGGAGAAUGAUCUUAUCGGAUGAACGAGCAUAUUUAAAAUCAUUAACGAAACGAUUGAAAUCUUUAGCCGAACAUGUGGACAAUCCGUUCUUGCAACAAUCAGCUCAAUUCAGUAUGGAUGAAAUGGAAUCGAUGAUGAAAUUUUUUCCAUUCCUUUGUGAUCUAAUCGGUGGUGAUGAAGACGAUGAUGAUAGCUAUUAUGUAGGCAUUUCUGGAUUAAGUGAUGUAAUCGAUGAAAUUGUUGAUGUAGCCCAGAUCGAAGCAACUUUUUUACUGCGUGAAAAUCGAAAACCUGAAUCUGAUCAGAUUUAUGAUAGAUCCAAAUUUUUACGUGAUCGUCUACAAGAUUUGCAAUCAAAAAGAAUAACUGAUAACCCACAAGAUGUUUAUAAUCAAAUCAAAAUAGUUUUUACUGAAAUGGCCAAAUUUGAACAUUUCAUGUUGGAUUCUCAAAAACGUUUCAGUGUUAAUUAUGCUAAUGUUAUUAAUUAUAAUUAUUAGUUUUCUGAAUUUGACAUUCAAUUGAAAAUUUUCGAUUAAAAUUUGAAUAUUUUUUCUAUCAAAAAAAAAAAAAAAAAAAAUUCCGAUCAUUGCUGCCAUCUAAUGAUGAUUACCUUGAAACAAUAAAUCGAAACCACAUGAUUGCUAA